UUCCCUUAAUUUAACGUGUGCUUCAGUUGUGUUUCUUCUUGUGGGUUUGCAGUCUCAUAGGUUGUCUCCAUGGCAGCGAUCUAUUCGGGGAUCCACCUGAAACUGAAGAGUGCUAAGACUUCCUGGGAAGACAAACUCAAACUAGCUCGUUUCGCCUGGAUUUCUCACCAGUGCUUUCUUCCUAAUAAAGAGCAAGUAUUACUGGACUGGGUAAGCCAUACUUUGGUUUCAUACUACAGCAAGAAACUUGAACUGGAGGAUGAAGUUGUUGAGAAACUCUGGACAUAUCUAGACAAUGUUAUCCAUAGUAAAAGACUUCAGGAUCUUUUAAAGAACGGAAAGACCAUCAAUCUCAGUUUUUCUAUCGCACAGGUCAUAAACGAAAGGUUGUCGGAGUUCUGUUCUCAAAAAGCACAGCAAAACAUUGGCACGGUGCUGAGUUGCUCCAGUGGUAUCCUUUCUACUCCUUCGCUCUCCAUUAUUUACACAGCUAAAUGUGAGCUUUUGGUUGAUCUCCUCAGCAAGCUGUGUGAGCUGGCUUGUCAGCAGCUGGCUUGUGAUGAUGCUGUGGGCGCCCAGCUGUUCAGCAUUCUGCAGCUUACCUUUGCUCAGUACCUCCUGAUCCAGAGGCAGCAGACCAACCCAAAUCGUGUGUUUGGGCAAGUGACAAGCCAUUUGCUCCAGCCCUGUCUGCUGCUGAGGCACUUGCUGAUUGUGAGGAACUGGACGCAGGCAGAUGAUAGCCAUGUGCGUCAGCACUGGAGCAGGGAAAUCCGAAACCAAGUAGAGACUCUGCUGCAGGCUGGACUGUUCCAGCCUGAGCUCUUCUCAUCCUACAGAGAGGAGCUGCUGCCAGAACAGGAGCCCCAGGAGAAGAAAAAAGGAGCUUUGAAAACUCUCUUGCUACCAGUUGACACACUGCAGACCAAGCUGGGCAGUGGCUUUUGUGAACCUGCGCUCCAUGGGGCUGUUGUGGCAGGUUCGGUGUCCCUGCUGUAUAAGCUCUUUCUGGACUCUUACUGUAAGGCAGAAAACCACCUUGUGUGCUUCAGCAGGCUUUUUGACUGUCUCAGGCUCUCUGGCCUGCAGCAGGGUGUGAGGGAGGAUGUGCUCUCCCCUGCAGACUGGAGCACAGAGCUGCUUGCCUUGGAACAGCUUUUGAACUUGGUGCUUAGCAGUGAUAUCUACAAUGUUGCUAGUGACCGCAUCCGGCACAAGGGGAUACAGUUUGGGUUUUACCGCAGGCUGGCACAGAUGCUGAUGAGUCACUCGCAAGCUUCCAUCCCUGCUUGGUUCAGAUGUCUCAAACUCCUCAUGUCAUUAAGCCACAUGAUUGUGGAGCCAGACCUGGGUGACUUAGUGGCCUCUGCUUGGAUUGAUGCAAAGGCCUCUGAGCCGCGUACAAAGAAGCCUCAGGAGGCUCUUAUCGGCACUGUAUUUCAUACUUAUUCCAAGCUGCGUCAGUUCCCACGGCUCUUUGAGGAGGUGCUGUCAGUCAUUUGCCAGCCAGCUGCUAAUGAACUGAGGAUGCCUGUCUUGUCUGCUGGCCUGACAGCCAAGCUUCGUGAGUGCCUCCUUGAGCUGCCGCCCAACCAGAUUCUGGACAUUGUGUGUCUCUUAGUGGAGAAGUGCCAGACUGUUAUCAUUCCUGCAGUUGAAGGCGAUUCUGACAUGGCCUUGAAGCUGAUGUCGAUCAGCUCGGUGCUGCACGCUUUUCUGUUCAACGUGAGGAGCCUAGAUGAUGUCACUCCUUCCCCUGUGGUCCUUCGCACUCAGAGUCUGUUGGCAAAGAUACAGAAGGGAAUAAUCCAGCCACUGCUGGAACUGCUGCAGGCUAGGGGAGAGGAAGAGAAGCCAGAGCUUUGGUUAAGGAAGACCAGUGACUCUGCUCUGCUCCUUGUUUACACUUGGGUUGAAGUAAACACUUUGUUUGGUAUUAGCUGCAGUAAAUAUGUGUCUCCAUCAGCUGAAACUGCUGUUACUGCAUCUACUGGAAGACACUGGGGCGUUUCAGCUCUCCUCCCUGGUGUGGAGGAACAGUGUUGGGAGAAAGUCAUGGCGCUCGCAAGUAGUUUUGCCUCCGCUAGUAAAUAUUGCUUAGAACUGCUCACACUCCAGAAAAUGAAGAUGAUCUUAAUGCAGGCCAAGGCUGAUCCCCAGGCCUUGCAGCAUGCUGCAGCUUUCAUCCUGGAGACUGGGAGAUCCAGCAUGAACAGGGGAGAAAUUGAACCGUGGGAUGGAGAUAUAAGUGCAAUAAAUGAUCUCACCUACCCCACAGCACACUGGCACCUUGUCCUCUCCAACCUGACUAUUUUAUUGCCAUAUCUUUCCUUGAAAGAUGUAGAGUACGUUGCCAACGUGCUUCUGGAGACGUUAGUAUUGGCCAAAUCUCAAGAAGUUAAUGGAGACCAGGAGCCUUUCGUUAGCAUUGGAAAGGUAUCUCUUGGUUUAAUGCAUAGUCCCUUUCUCCCAGAAAUGAGGGUCUUGCAUUGUGCUUUUCUGAGCAGCCUUAUUCAUCAGUUCAGUAAGGUGCUACACUCCGCUGCUACCGGUUCUGUAGAUCUGCCACUUCAACAGCUGUCUGCAGAUAACAUCCCUUGGCAUGAAGAGAUCCUGGCUCCUUGCGAAACUGUUGAACUGCUGGUGGGGGCACCAUCAGAAAACAAACUGCAGAAGGAUGAACUCAGUUUGUCUUGGAAAACGCUGGAAGAAGUUGCCCAGUGUAUAUUACUGCUAGCAAAAAACAAUUCUCCUGUCAUCCUGAAAGAAGGUCAGCUAGAAAGCUGUUUGGGUUUGCUAGAAAUUACUUCUCUUCUGAAACUAGACAGUCUUUUUCCCUCAGACUGUGUCCGGUGUUUUCUCUUGCUGCUGUCCUUGGUAGCCAAUACUAGGGCUAACGUCUCUUGCGGCAAGCUGUUAUCGUUGAAGUUUUUAAGGACCUGCUUCUACCUUCUGAGGUGCCUGCAAGCUGGUCGGAAUGCCAACUCCGUCUUUAAGGUUUUUCAUGCCAGCGAUGCUCUCGAGGCUGUAAUGACCUCCCUGCUUACAGCUAGCAAGUUCUUCACUGAUGUUUUGACUGAUCCUGCCUGGGCAGAGUGUCUCCAGGAAGCUCAGACCUUUUUGGAGCACUUUCUUCAGAUGAUUGUUGAGCGACGACAAAGCGUGAGACUCAACUUGGAAAAGUUCCUGUCUUUUUUGGUGAGCUGCAAGCCAGAUGUUGGUGCAGCCAGAAAUAAAUGCUGUAAAAACUGGAAUCCUGCAGCUGGGCAGCUGCUGCUCAUGGCAUUCACCACACUGUGUCACGUCCUCACGCUCUACCUUCAGCAUCAGCCAGAGAAGAAACUGCAGUCUGCAGAUGUGCUGUCUGCUUUGUUGGAGCCAGCAAUUCUGCAGAUGGGAAGAGCUGUUGAACGUAAUCUUCAGAGCAACAUGCAAAACCAGCCUUUGCCUAUAGCAUUCAUACCAUCUGUCACUACUCUUCUCAAGGCAGAUCUGAGCUGUGCCCUCAAUAAAGAGGGAUGGCAGAAGAACCCUAAAGAGCCCCAUGGAUUUUUGGAGCGUCCUCGUAUUACACUGUACCAAAAGUUUUACUCUCAGAUCCUGAGAGAGCUGCCCUGUGCAGGAGGUCAUCUCCAGUUCCUUCGGUCUGCCUUGCAGUUCUUAAGUGUCUUCUGCUCAGUACCGGAUCUGUCUCCUGGAAAAGAAACUGCAGUAACUGUGGUUUAUGCUGUUAAAAAGCUUCUUGCUGGUUCUGAGAUCACAGUGCAGGUGAUUCAAAAUUUAGAGAUGGAACUGACAGAGGUACUUGUCCAGCUGUUAGGAAACUGCUCUGCUGAAGAGUUUUAUGCCAUAAUGAAGCUCGCGCUACAGGGACUUGAAGUGAGGAAUAUUUGGCAGCAGAACGCUCAAGAAGUAUUGUCAGCUGUUACUCUAAUCAAAUUGUUGCUCAGCUGCCCAUUAAGUGGAGACAAGGAAAAAGCUUUCUGGUUUGCCAGCCCACAGAUAAUCACAGCUUUAGCUAUGCAAACCAAAGAAGCCUGUCAGGACCAAGCGUUGAUUUCCACCAUAGUUGUACCUAUCCUGGAGACCACAGCAGUUCUGCUGAGGCAAGGAGAAGGGGUUCUCUUGAACCCUCACCAUGUGGCCUUGGCAUUCAACAUUCUCCUAACAGUCCCCCUAGAUCACCUGAAGACAGAGGACUAUGGCAGUGUCUUCCUGGGAGUCCAUGAAGUGCUCUUCUCUAUUCUGCAGUGUCACCCAAAGGUUAUGUUAAAAGCAGCACCAUCUUUCCUGAACAGUUUCCAUCGUCUGGUCAUUUCUGUUAUGCAUGAAGGGCGUCAGAAAGGAGACAGAGGCAACAUAGAUGAAUUUGAAGUUACACUGAAAUGCGCGCACUUGGUGGAACGGAUGUAUACUCAUAUUGCUGCAGAGACAGAGGAAUUCACUGUGUUUUCUGCCUUCAUUGUGGCUCAGUAUGUGACAGAAUUGCAGAAGGUGACUUUGCACCCCGCAGUGAAGAAACAUCUUACAGAAGGGAUAUAUCACAUCCUUGACCUUUGCAUUGAACGAGACAUCAAGUUCUUAAAUGCGUCACUACCAGCAGGUGUAAGGGAAGUCUUUAAAGAUCUGUACAAUGAUUACAACCACUAUCACAAAGCAAAAAAACAGGGGGAGGAAAAAUAUACCGCAUGAUGAAUCCUGCCCAGUGCUGCAUGAUCAGUUAUGGUCUGAUCUUGUGUAGUGCUCAGAAAAUCCUCAGUUGCUGUUUGAUUCAGGAUGACUAGUAGGAUCUGAAGGGUUUCGUUUAAACAUGGAUUGCGUGUAUCUCUCUACAGUCAGCCUUUAUAAUGGGGAAGAAGGGAACCGGGAGGAGGAUGUGCUGUUAGGUCUUUUUCUGCUGUCUGUCACAAGUGGCUGAAUUGCUGCACCUAUGCAGGCCUCGCUGCAGUCUGGCAGAGGAUGUCCUACUGCAGACUUUGCAACAUCAUGGGACUCUGGUGGAAGCAACAGUCUGUGGUGUAAAAGCCUAGAAGGGUUAACUCCUACUCUUGCUUACAUGGUAAGCAGAAUUAAACACAGUUAGAGCGUGUAUUUUUGUGCCAUGUUAUUUUACAUUUGUGCUGAGGAAAUGUGUGGAUGUUGUACAUCUGCACAGUUGGCUACUGUUACAAUACUGUGGAAAUACAGUAAAAAAACUUGAAAGUUUGUAUCUCUUUGCUUGGUCAGUUUUGCUGUUAAGCCUAGCCCUGAGCAACCUGGUCUGACCCCUAGAGGUCUCUCCCCAACUGAAUUAUCCUAUGAUCCGAUGCUAAUCAAAAAUAUCAACUACUUACAGCUCUGGUCAAUUUGCUGUCGGUAAGCAGUUACACUUAGUCAUCUGAGUUGCGGUAGCUCUAGGUGUAUUUUUAGCUUGUGGUAAAUUCUAAGACCUAGCUGAGACCUCUUUGGGUUGGGCCAAGUUAAGCCUUGUUGCCUCAAAUUCACUUCAGAUUAAGAGCAACCUCUGAAUUUAUUGCAGCUCACCUGACAAUGAUUUGAUAAGCUGUGGUAAACUAAUAACAUUUGAGCCUGUAGGAAGCUUUAUCAAAUAGCUCCCUUUGAUUAGCCAAACUGUAGAAAUUUAUUUGGUUGAAAAUUAUGGUAGAAACUGAAGCUUCCAACUGGUAAAUAACCAUUUAAAAAAACUCCUUCACAUGUGCCCACAGUUAGUAAUAGGAACUCGUUACUCUGUCACAAAGAUACCUCUAGCGUUGUUGGGUUUUCAAAAUGAUUAUCUGCUUUAAUGUAUAGGGAAGGGAUGGGCAGAGGAAAGACUACACUGUGGCUUACCGCUGUGUUUGAAGUGAAAUAUAGAAAUGGCAUAGGACAACCAGAGUCGAAAAGUUGAUGUGGGUCAGAGCCUGGGAAGGGGAAUUACUCUUGUGUUAGGUGCACGAGGCUGCGGGUGAAUGAGGUGUCUGGUACCAUUCAGAAGGGACAUAUGAAUGAGUGAGGUGCAGUCAGAAGGGUGCCAGGGAGAGGAGGGCUCAAGGGUGAAGACAGUUAAUGCACUAGGUAAAAGAAGCAAUGUUACAAGCACUGGGAGAGGAUCUGGAAAGAAGAGCGUGAAAAAGGAGAACAAGAUUUGAACCAGAGGAGCAAGGAAAUGAGGUAGCUUUCUGGCUUAUAAGAGUCAAAGGCUCCUCUGAUAAAGCCAUGUGGCUGCAAGCCACACACAGCUCAAAAGCUCCUGAGGGUAGACUGUAGAAUAAAUAGCACCCUACUCAUCCCUUUACAGGAGAUGAACUGCUUUCGGUGUUGGUAUCUAUUUUGUUUAAUCAAUUUUAACUUCUUGGCUUGGAAAGUAAACAUGUAACUGACUGUUACAUGGACAGAACUGAUAGAAAUAACAGACUCCUGUUAUGAAAAGGAUAUGGUGCUUGAAUGAAUGAAAAAUUGAAACCGUGCCAAAAUUAGCGGUUUAUUUUCAAAUAUGCUAUCCAACUGCUACUCAACCCACAGUUGUUCUCCUUCUGCGGACUAAUCAUCAAAAAUUCAAAACACAAAGCUGCGUUUUUGUGUAGAAGUUAGGAGGAGGUUUAAAAAAAGACUGUAUUUCACUUGCUAAUCCUGGGUUUUUGUCCAAGAGCUGCUCUGGGUUUUUUAGCUGGAAUAAAUUGAGUCACUGGCAUAGGACCACCUACUGAGAAAGCAGACUUUGUUUUAUUGAGUACAUUCCCGCUUGGGUGCAAUAUUCCUCUUCUGUCACAUGAUGGAGCCAUCCUGCAAAGGUAUAAAAGCACCUUGUAAAAUCAUAGCUUCAGAGUUGUCUUUUCCUAGGCUGGGUUAGCUAAGGAGCUCUGAGCAGUAGGAGGGUAACGGAUUUGGAAGAACUGCCGUCUCCUGUCUAAAGGACAGGACUGAGACCUUAUUUGAGCUUAGCAUUGGCUGCACAUGAGUGGACCUAAACCACAGUCCUUAUAGACCUUUGCAGCAGAGAAUCUUGGCCUGUUUUCCAAGUGUUGCUGUAGCCUGUCUCUUCUGAGGGUUUGUUUCACUGCUCUUGGGUUGACAGAAUAUCCCUCACAGGCAGUGCUCUCAGGUGGUGAGAUGUGGAUCCUUUUGGCUCUGCCACAGGCUCUGCCUGUGUCCCUGGGUGUGUUGUGUGUUAUUCAUGCCAGAGCAGCGCCUGAGGUUCCAGCAGAGGCUGGCUCUACUGCUCUACUAAACCAAAUGAAAAAUAAAAGUUCAAAUGAAGAGAAUGGAGGAGAAGAACAGAGUCAAGACUGGCAAAGAUCAUGUCGGUUUUUAUUUAUUCCUUUUUUUGUUUGUUUGUUUUUUAAGCUGUGUUCUGCUGCUGUGGAAAUCAGCAGACUUUUCUAUUUCCCUGGGGACAGGGCUUGUUGGUUAGUUCAUAUUGCUGUAGUGGAUAAAAAUGCUCAAAAUAAUGAUGAUGUAAGGUGGUAGAAUUUAUUUUGCUGGUUUAGGAGGAAGCUUUUCUCCUAGUCUUAACUUCUAGGAGGAGACAACAUACUGAGUACUUUCCUUUGAGUUUGAAAUGGUUAAGGAACUUCAUAUGUAUUUACUUCUUGAUGUGGGUCUGUGGCUGCUGGAAAAUAAAAGGCUCCUUCCAGAGCUUCCUUUAUGGGUUAAAACAUUCUAGUAUGAAGAAAGGAGCACUUUGAUAGAUUCCCACAUCAUUACUACUGUACCAUUAAGUGAAUGCAGUGAUAACAGCUAUACUGGGACUGUUUAAUCUUUGUGUAUUACUGACUUGUAAGGACAUGUGCCCUGAGGUGCAAUAGUUGCUUUUGCACUUGAAGUAGAUUCUAGCCAUUCAGAUGGAGAAUUGCAUUUGUGUCCUAAAUAGUAUGUGCAAGAGUGGAGAAAUGAUUUUGGGGGGCUUUUUUGGUGAAAUGUCUAGUCUUUUUUUCAAAAAGAAAUGAAGAAAAGUGCCUUUGUGACGUUUCUGCCAAUGUUGGCAUUUGCCACUGUGUGUUCAGUGACAUCUUAUGCAAAUAAUCAAAAUUUCCAAAAAGAAAGACACUUCUGUUAACUGCAUUCACACUGGAAGACUUGUCGGAGACAAGUGAGUGGAAGUGAAACCUGAUUUGCUAUAAGGUAGUAACAGUUUGUAUUCAUGCAGUAUUAAAGUCUGAAAAAAGUUUUCACGGUAACUUUAAAGCCUGGAAAAUUCAUGAGAGAAAAUGCAUCUCUGUGAACUUCUCAGAAAGCUCACAGACCAGGCGAGCCCUCCAUCAAACCCUUCACAGAGAUCUGUACUUUAAUCUAUUCUUCCCAAAAUAUCAAGUGCUUAAGCUGUAUUGCAAUUCCCCCCUUCCUGAAGAAGGGUGCUAACUUUUUUGUGCACGUUUCUAACGAUAGUACGUAAGGAAAGAAAAUGGCAGAAAUCCAUUUUGUCCUUCGGGUGCCCCUUUCAGCGUGAAGGUAGAGUGGCAAGAAGUAUGGGCCUGCAAUAACUCUUCAGCAGUGGCUGCUUGGUCCUUAGGUAUAGAGCUGUUUGUGUGUCAGUAUAAGCCUCUUCCAACACAGUUCUGGGGGAUCUCCUUUUAAUAUUGAUAGAGACUAGCUUAUGCUACACCAAAGCAAUUGGCAUUGGUUUGAUUACUUCUUGCAAAAGUUAUGUUCAAAAUUGCUUCUUUGGGGGUGGAGUAGCUUCACAGAUCUUCUGUUCCUAACUAAACAGUUUCCCAGGCAGGCUGCCACAUAUUCUAGGCCCUCUUUUUUCUGCAGGGUAGUCUUUGUAAUAGCUUUUCAAUUCUUCCCCGCAACCAAAAGGCAAGGAGUCUUUCUGCUGAUAGCUGGUGGAGAGGGAAGGAUUGGGAAAGCAAAAAAAAGAAUAAAGGAGAGAGAAAUCAGAGGCAUUGUCCCCUGUUAACCCAUUCAUCAACUCAAAUUUCUUUCUCUUAGAUUCAGGCACCCCUUCUUUUAUUCCUACAGCCUUCACUUGAGGGAUUGGUUCCUCAGACUUCAAGAGGGCUUUGCAGGGCGUCUCGGGAGUAGGACAGCAAUGUUCAGUUUUAUCCAUAAGGGUGAGGACCAGGUGUGGUCUGCUUCUGCUG
Molecule: messenger RNA, 9062 nt
Organism: Struthio camelus australis
Lineage: Eukaryota; Metazoa; Chordata; Aves; Struthioniformes; Struthionidae
Source: RefSeq, a predicted model, not a curated record